GCAAUGGUACUGAUGAGGGAUGAGUCAGGCUAUAUGAUGCUGAUGAUACUGCCAUUUCAUCAGCACAUUUUCACAAACAUCUCUUCAUCCCUAAUCAUGAGAUUGACGAUAUGAAUUUACAAACAAUUUACGAGCAUUUCUAAAGUAAUUUGCAAAGGCCCGAGAGGAUAUGGUUAUUCGUUUUGUUAUUUAGUGCACGUUGAAAGCGGGGACUAGUUGCACAUUUAUCCUUUAAACAUACGGGUGUGCUCGGAUGCCUUGCACGGGAGCGUCACUGAAUAACACAUUUUCGGACUGAAAGACAGGGAAGAAUAUGGGGCUUGCCAUUCUUAGGCACUGAGAAGCAUAACCGAGAUUUAAUAAGAUAUGGAAGCUAUAUGGCUGUACCAGUUCCGACUGAUUGUCAUUGGCGACUCGACCGUGGGGAAAUCGUGUCUGAUCAGACGGUUCACAGAAGGACGUUUCGCACAGGUGUCUGAUCCGACUGUCGGAGUUGACUUCUUCUCUCGCCUGGUAGAGAUCGAACCAGGCAAACGCAUCAAGCUUCAGAUCUGGGACACGGCUGGCCAGGAGAGAUUUAGAUCUAUCACAAGGGCUUACUAUCGCAAUUCAGUGGGUGGCCUUUUGCUUUUUGACAUCACCAACCGGCGUUCCUUCCAGAAUGUUCACGAGUGGCUGGAGGAGGCGCGCAGUCACGUGCAGCCGCACAGCAUCGUCUUCAUACUGGUCGGUCACAAGUGCGACCUGGAACAGCAGCGGCAGGUGAGCCAGCAGGAAGCUGAAAAACUGGCAGCUGCUUACGGCAUGCGCUACGUGGAAACCUCCGCCCGUGACGCCAUCAACGUAGAGAGGGCAUUCACCGAGCUGACGCGCGACAUCUUUGAGCUGGUCAAAAAUGGCGACAUCACCAUCCAGGAGGGCUGGGAGGGCGUCAAGAGCGGUUUUGUGCCCAAUGUGGUGCAUUCGUCUGAGGAAGUGACCAAGAGCGACCGUCGCUGCCUCUGUUGAUCUGAAGCGACUCUUGCGGGUGUAUCACGGCCCAAAACCAGUGCUGUCGUUUUCCCUUAGCUUGCCAUUUCCCACUACUGCAACCCCACGAAUACCCUCUUCUUACAAUGUUUCCUGCUCUCAUAGUUACUACGAAUAAAGCUCCUCGUAAUGUCACGUUCAAAUAAUGACCUACAGAUAAGCGACAAACAGUAUGAAAUGCUUUGGUAAGCUGGAACCCACUGAACUUCAAGAUGUUCAGGAAUGGAGGAACAUGUAGACAGCAGCAAAGACAGACCCAAAGUUUACACCAAAAGUUCACCCAUAAAUGAUGGAUCAUUUCAGAGCAUGCACAGGCGAAUCACACCGUCAUUCUUUAUCUCAGUGGCUCGUGAUCAUUUCAGCACUAACAUUAGUAGUUGCUACAUUUCAUGUAAUUCCUUACUGGCGUAUAUUGAUUGUUUAUUUGGUGGGAUCUCUGAUAUGGACAAUUCAAGUAUGUUACAUUGCCUGACAAAGAGAUGAAGACAAGUUAUGUCUGUAGAUAGAUGUAGAUGUUAUCCUAGGGAUGUUGGAGAAUUACUUUUGUUGUUUUUCUUCAGGAUUCAAUAUCUGGAAUUGUAAACAGUACACUAAAUACAAUAGGAAUUAGGAAAAUAGCUUUUCGAAUGGCGACAGGGCGACAAACUAACUGUGUGCACGGAUUUAAGUGCUGGAACGACUGUCAUUCAAUAUCUACACAUUCUUCAUCACAUGCAUGUUUGUAUAUAUUUUGGACAAUACGACCACACUUUCCGCUACAUAAGAUAUUUAUGUUUGAAUACAUUCUGCAGAUUUCCCUUUGUACACUGCAGAAACUUUUCCAAAUGAAUAAAACAUCCAGGGACUUAAUUAUCAUUCCUUAUUUGUGACGCACUGAUAGACCACGCCCCUAAUUGUUUUUUCCUUUUCUGAUUGGUGCACUAUUUAAUAACUGUUGCCUGUCAGUUGAGGUUAGUAGCUGCUGAAAUGUACUUUUUUGACUUACAGACUAAUGUCAUUUAGCCAACUGAAAUGACUAUUAACUGUAUUUAUUGAUCUUGUGAAAGAAAUGAGGUGAACUAUCAAUAAAAGGUGUGAGACAAAA
Misgurnus anguillicaudatus (oriental weatherfish) is the source of this 2113-nucleotide messenger RNA. It is a transcript of the gene rab39ba, whose product is annotated as RAB39B, member RAS oncogene family a. The record is from RefSeq and is a predicted model, not a curated record. Gene Ontology annotation, molecular function: GTP binding; GTPase activity. NCBI's taxonomy places the organism in Eukaryota, Metazoa, Chordata, Actinopteri, Cypriniformes, Cobitidae. Gene Ontology annotation, biological process: Rab protein signal transduction.